AUGGGGUCUGAUCCACAGUACAUCAAGUACCCUGAUCUCCUUCUCGCCCAACAUGUCUUCAACCUCUCUAACCCUGCAUGCGCCUCAUCCACCCGCCAGUCCUCGUUGAAGAAGCUACAAGAUGCCAUUUCCGAACGCAAGAUGGCCCCAUUCUACCGUCAUCUGGCUCACCCUACGGAGGGUAUCUUGAACAAUGCUGGGGAAGGUGUCACACAACAUUCUCACGCCGGAACCUCCAAGCCUCUCAUCACCUCCAACAUGCUCGCCUCCCGAAAGUCGCCCCAGAACAUCGAAUUCCCGUGGGACGAGAAACUUUACCAGUCUCUGCUUGAUGAUAAUAGAAAGGAGCUCGAGACUAUCCAGAAGGAAGAGGAAGACGCAGAGGAGGCCGCGGGUGAGACUGAGGUACAGGCCGCUCGGGGCAAACGGGCGGAGUUCUGGGCUCGAGUUGGUGAUAAGGAUAAAGCCGUUGAGUCGUACGACGAGCUGCUUGAUAAGAUUGGUUUCCUGGGAACUAAAAUUGACUUGGUUCUGGCCAUGAUCCGCAUCGGCUUGUUCUUCGGCGACGCUAUGUAUGUGAAGAAGACGAUCGAGCGCGCAGAGACGCUGGUCGAUAGCGGUGGUGACUGGGACCGGAGGAAUCGUCUCAAGGCAUACAAGGGUUUGCAUCUGCUUACCAUCCGCUCAUACAGCUUGGCUGCUCCUCUUCUCCUUGAUAGUCUAUCCACAUUUACCAGCUACGAACUUUGCAGCUACUCUUCGCUCGUCAUCUACUCGGUGCUUGCGGGAUCAUUGUCCCUCAAGCGGGUGGACUUCAAGGCCAAGGUUGUGGACGCCCCGGAGAUCAGGGCCAUCCUGGGUGCUGGAGAAGACCAAUUGGCUGCCCUCUCUGGCGAGAUCUCAGCGGGCCCUGGUUCUCGGGAAGAGGAAAUGAAGGACGCGACUGUUUCACGAACAACUCCGGCUGCUGGUGCCGCCACUGCCAUCAACUUGACCACAUUGGGAACUGGCUCUGGCGAGCAAGCAGAGGAUGAAGCCCCGGUUGAUUUCUCCCCUCUGGCAAACUUGGUGAACAGCCUGUACAAUGGCAACUACCGCUCUUUCUUCGUGGCUCUUGCCGGUGUGGAGGACGAAUUCUUGACUCAGGACCACUACCUGCACGAGCACCGGGCAUGGUUCGUUCGGGAAAUGCGACUACGUGCCUACCAGCAGCUCCUCCAGAGCUACCGGGUGGUAGGCCUGAACACUAUGGCCAAUGACUUUGGUGUGACUGUGGAUUAUCUGGACCGGGACUUGGCCAAGUUCAUCUCUAGCAACCGUAUUGCUUGCACUAUCGAUCGUGUCAACGGGAUCAUUGAGACCAACCGACCCGACGAUAAGAACAAGCAGUAUGCGGAUGUGGUGAAGCACGGCGAUGCCCUGAUCACCAAGCUCCAGAAGUAUGGACAGGCUGUCCGCCUUCGGGGUAGUGAGCGCAGUUGA
Messenger RNA from Penicillium longicatenatum, 1482 nucleotides. Its product is annotated as proteasome regulatory particle lid subunit RPN7. The transcript has 3 exons. The record is from RefSeq and is a predicted model, not a curated record. NCBI's taxonomy places the organism in Eukaryota, Fungi, Ascomycota, Eurotiomycetes, Eurotiales, Aspergillaceae. Gene Ontology annotation, biological process: proteasome-mediated ubiquitin-dependent protein catabolic process. The coding region runs from base 1 to 1482 and encodes 493 amino acids. Gene Ontology annotation, cellular component: proteasome regulatory particle.